UUGCGUCCUCCCUUUCAUGGCUUCCGGUAAAUCGACGCCGGAAGCAAAGGGUGAAGGGCCCGAUUCAGCGCCAAUAUCGCCGUCGGCUUGCAGUCCACUGGAGAUCCGUCAGACCGUGGCAGAUGGCGAUGACAAAAUGCCAGUGCUCACUUAUGGAACUGCAAUGGCGAAUGGCCGGGGAGAGGAACAGCAAAGGGAAAGGACGCAGUGGAAUCCAGACGCGCCAGAGGGCAAGAAGCUCCGGCAACUGUCCUCGCUGUCGUUUGCUGAUAUCGUCGAGCCUCUGAGAGUCUACCAAGUUUGGCCGGGGAAAAAUGUGUUCUUCUUUGGAGGGCGUUUGGUGUGUGGUCCGGACCCAAGGGGCUUCAUCCUCACCAGCGUUGCCAUCAGUUUCUCGAACUGGGUUUUCUGUGCCUAUGUUGGAGAUGGCCUUGUCUUCACAUUUUCUAUCGUAUUAACAAUACUUGUGCUUGUUAGCCUGAUUGCAGUCACUGGCAGUGAUCCGGGGAUAGUUCCCCGGAAUGAGGAGGCCCCAUUAGAAGAAGAUGUUUCAAGAAGCAAGAGAAUUAGCGUCAACGGCGUCCAAGUAAAGAGGAAGUACUGCCGCAUCUGCAAAUUGUUCCGGCCACCAAGGAGUUGUCACUGUGCCAUUUGCGACAACUGCGUCGAGAGAUUCGACCACCACUGCAUAUGGAUCGGCCAGUGCAUCGGACAACACAAUUACAGGUUCUAUGUGAUUUUCAUAUCAAUUACCUUCAUUUUCUAUGCCUACAUUUUCUCAUUCUCAUGGUGGGCAAUCAAACGGAAGAUGUCGGAAUCAGGCGUCGGCGUCUUUGACGUGAUGGGUCAUGCACCGGAGAUCAUGGUCUUGACCUUGUUCAGCUUCAUCGCAAUAUGGUUCCUUGGUGGUCUGACCAGCUUCCACAUUUACCUAAUCUCAAUUAACCAGACAUCGUACGAGAAUUUCAGAGGACGAUAUGUAGGCACCACCAACCCUUACCAUAAAGGAGUGCUGAACAACAUUAGAGAGAUACUGUUUUACAAAUUGCCCUCUCGGAAGGCUAAUUUCAGGGCUGAGGUUCAGCCAGGGUGGUUUCCGGCCGACUCGUCGCCGAAGGAGAUGCCUGAGAAUGGUUUCCCAGGUGAGAAGGGCGGCGGAUUUGAUGAGGUAGGGAAGCAGGAGAUGAAGAGCGAUGAUGCUUGGCGAAUUAGGACCCCCUCGGAUGCAGGGUCUAGCAGCGUGCAUUUUGAGGACGUCGAUUUGGAUUUCAAGCCUUAACUUGGAAAU
Nymphaea colorata (pocket water lily) is the source of this 1288-nucleotide messenger RNA. Its product is annotated as probable protein S-acyltransferase 7. Gene Ontology annotation, biological process: protein targeting to membrane; peptidyl-L-cysteine S-palmitoylation. The transcript has 5 exons. The record is from RefSeq and is a predicted model, not a curated record. Gene Ontology annotation, cellular component: endoplasmic reticulum; Golgi apparatus. Lineage: Eukaryota; Viridiplantae; Streptophyta; Magnoliopsida; Nymphaeales; Nymphaeaceae. The coding region runs from base 17 to 1279 and encodes 420 amino acids. Gene Ontology annotation, molecular function: protein-cysteine S-palmitoyltransferase activity.